GGUAUCGUUAAAGAAGGACUAGGGCGUCAAUAGUUUUUCUACGAGAAAGCAAUGGAAGAGAACACUGACGAUUUUUACCUAAAAACACAGAAAAAUCAAGCCCGGCCAGCUGAAACUGGGCUGCAUAAAUACAGACUGUUGGAGAAAAGAAGAGGAAGAUGAGUAUUACAAGAGUAAUAUUGCUUGACAAGAAUGACACUCAAGUAUCAUCUUCAGGCACUUUCAGUCCAGAAGGAGCAGCCAGGAAACAGCGUCAGGAGGAGGUCAACUGCCGCUGAAAGACUCCCGGUUAACAAACCAGAUGUCGUCAGACUCUCUUCACGCAGAGGCCGCAGUGGACUGCCAAGCCAAAGCAAACCCUUACAUAACCGUCACCAUGUUAUCGCGUUCUGAGACGUCCGCCAUCCUUUGCCACAGGCCAGUCUCCAAAGUCACGCAGGUGUCGCAAUACCUGAAGGAUGCACUUUUGUGCGAAGACUCAGAGCUGUGCUUUGAGGAAGUGCGAGCUAACAAGUAUCAAAAGCAGUCUCAGACUGAAAGCUGUAAGACGUCAGCUGAGCUCAAAGAAGACAAGGUGAGGAAUAAAAAAAAUAAUUCCAGAUUUCGGUGUGUGGAGCUCAGACUGACGCAGGCAAAAAUUACAUGCCAGACUCCUGCAGAAGAAAGGGUUGCAGGUGAAAAUCCUGAUCUUCACCGGGAGGACAUUGGGGGGAGUCAUGUCUUUCCUUGUAGAUCGUCUGCGGGCUUCGUUCAUGAGUCCAGUGUUCUACCUGAACCUUCUCAAAGAGCUGACAGCAACACUUGCAGCUCACAGGAAUUGCAUCAUCAUGUGCCCAUUGUGGAUGAUCAGAGUGUCACCGUGUCCAAAGACACUUCAGGGUUCAGAAACAAAAUAGCAGAAUCGGAAGAGACGCUGCAUGCAUCACAGGGAGGCACAACUGACGUGUCCGACAUGACUCCCAACAACUCAGUGGGUUCAACGCGGGUGCUGCCGUCUCCCACCGUCAACACACGAGAAGCGCUGGAUGUCAUCAUGGGCAUGUUUCAGGCCCCUUCUAACAACAUCUCAUCUUUCUUCGUCACUGAUGGGCCGUUGGAUGAAGCGACUUCAACAGAUGGCUCCUCCCAGCUCGCCAACGUGAGCGCCUCGCAGCCCUUCACCGUCUACCAAGAUGCUGCUGACAAAGAAAAUGUCAUGGCCGCCAGUGAGGCACACAGAAGUAAACGAGCCCGAUGCUUGGUUGAGCUCCCGCCGUCAAAUUGGAAGAAGUUGAGUGACAGUCCUCAGAACAAGACACCUGAUAUAACCACCAUGUGGGGCGCUCCUGCCAACGCGAUCAGUUGUCUGGCGGCGUGUCCCAACAGCACCGCUGAUUUCGCCGUGUCAGCACACUGCAUGUCCACGCCGUUCACGCACAAAGUUCCUGUCAACAUUUUCCAGGACGCAGCAGACAACGAGUGUGAUGCUACACAAACGGAUGAAAAUGCUUUCAUCAGACAUCAACACAAGCUCAGCCCCAUCAUUGAGCAGAGUCCGGACGACAAACUCUCUGACACCGCGGUUGGUGAGCACGUGACGUCCUCUGUGUCACAGUGCACCAUUGUGGGGGAGCUGCCCACUGCCAAUGUCCACCGUCACCUGACCACCUCCUCUACCACCGUGAUGCAGCCUCCACCGCCCGCUGUGUUGUCUUUCAGGGACCAGACGCUGGGCCCUUUUGACUCGUCUCGGACAAGUGGACUUAUCGGGGGCGUGUCCACUGACCUGCAGUCUUGUGCUGAGCCCCCCUUUGUCGGGGAGCCGUUUAGCAUCGUGGACGAUUUCAGACAAGGCUGCCAUCUUCCUGUGACGUCUGACCAGCCGUUAAUCAGAAGCCCCGCCCCCCCAGCCCAGCCAAACGUGGACGCUUUCCCGAGUCCAGGUCGUGGCCUAGAUGUCUGCAUGAGUCCAGAACCUCCGCGUGACGUGUCCAUCAACCUGACGCCACUAGCUUCUCCUGAUGAACACAUGGUUAGCCCAGAAAAAGACCCCGCCCCCCAGUCAAGACUCUCUCUGCUGGUGUCAGACCCGUGGAGCAGUGACCUCAUCGCCGAGCUCCUGUUAAAAAUGACCUCGCCUCUCACCUCGCACCCACGAUGCCACAACUGGCAACACAAGAUCCCAAACAUUAGUCCCAAGAUGAGCGUCAGUGUGGGAAACUCAUCCCUGCGAGUGGACCGCAUCCUCGGCCAAGGAGCGUUUGCUACGGUUUAUCAGGCUAGCCACACCGAGAGUUGCACCAAGAUGGUCCUAAAGGUGCAGAAACCAGCCAAUCCCUGGGAGUUUUAUAUUAAUACUCAGCUGGAUGCUCGUUUGGCGCCGCAAGUGCGCCACCUUUACAGCCGCGUUUACUCUGCUCACCUGUUUACUAACGGCAGUGUCCUGCUGAGUGAGCUGCAUCCCUACGGCACACUGCUGAACGCCGUCAACUUGUACAAGCAACUUGCCGACAAGGUCAUGCCUCAGCCUCUUGUCAUCUAUUUCACUGUCUGCAUCCUGCGAAUGAUGGAAGAACUACACGCCGCCUGCAUCAUCCAUGCCGACAUCAAGCCAGACAACUUCAUGCUCGCACACCGGUUUUUGGAGAACAACAAGUUUGAGUGUGAAGACUUUGAACACGGUCUAGUCCUGAUCGACUGGGGACAAAGCAUCGAUAUGAAAUGUUUCCGAGAAUGCACUGCUUUCACUGCCAAGUGUCUGACGUCAGGAUUCCAGUGCACUGAGAUGCUCAGCAGUAAACCUUGGAACUACCAGACGGACUACUUUGGGAUAGCAGGGACGGUGCACUGCAUGCUGUUUGGGAGCUACAUGAAGGUGGUGAAUGAAGACGGCGUGUGGAGAACCACCGCCAUGUUUCGAAGGAACCCUCACAGCGAGAUGUGGCUGAGCUUGUUUCACACACUGCUCAAUGUGCCUGACUGCAAUCCGCUGGCGAGUCUGAGCGCACUCCGACGCCGCCUGGCGUCCGUCCUGGAGGACAACUACGGCAGCAAGAUGGCGUCACUCAAGAGCCGUCUGGUGGUUAACCUGCUAGAGAGCGCCAAGGCCACUCGCAGAUGACUAACGACCACCCCUUGUGACUUUUUAGCUCAAUUGAUGCUAAUAAUGCAUAAACUUGAAUAAUGUUGCUUUCUGUUCAAUGACCAAACAAUAAAGAUUAUU
Messenger RNA from Entelurus aequoreus (snake pipefish), 3202 nucleotides. It is a transcript of the gene bub1, whose product is annotated as BUB1 mitotic checkpoint serine/threonine kinase. Gene Ontology annotation, molecular function: protein kinase activity; ATP binding. The record is from RefSeq and is a predicted model, not a curated record. NCBI's taxonomy places the organism in Eukaryota, Metazoa, Chordata, Actinopteri, Syngnathiformes, Syngnathidae. The coding region runs from base 302 to 3100 and encodes 932 amino acids. The transcript is spliced from 19 exons. Gene Ontology annotation, biological process: meiotic sister chromatid cohesion, centromeric; mitotic spindle assembly checkpoint signaling; protein phosphorylation.